GCAAGAGAUGCUGAGUUGGGGAAAGAGGAAUUGCUCGUUUUUUAGGAGAAAGGAAACCCGGAAAGUCUCGCCCUGCACCCGGCUGCAUCAGGUGGCCCUCGCUCUGGCCGCCACCGAGUCCGUUCUGCGGAACCUGAGUCUCCCCGCUCUGGCUGCCAGCGCCGUCCCGGUCCUGGAGCUGCUCUCGGCCGUGAGGAGCGACGUGGUCGCCUGCAUGCCCCGGCCCAGCCUCGGCUCCCUCUCUCAAUCUUCCGCUAGCCCUGGAGCCCCAGACUCUGCUCACGGGGGAGCCUGGGCGGGCAGAUCCAGGGACGCGGCCCGCUUAGCUGAACGCCGGCUUGCGGAAAAUCAGCCCUGGGCGCGGGCCCCAGAGAGAGCGCGGCCCGGCCAGGGGGGAUGGGCUCAGCCCCUAGAUUUCCACACUCAAGCGCCCCCCAUCCGCGGCCAGCCGGACGGAGUGGAUCCGAGCUCCGAGAAAAAGAAGAGAAUGCACAAAGCGAGGAGACCGGAAAGUCCCCGAUGUCGCGAAGCCGAGGCGGUUCUCAGCCUCCUGAGGCUGCUCACCUUUGACCUGAAGCUGGCGGUUCUCGCAGGGCCCUGUGCCUCAGCUAAGUAGUCCCGGAUCCAAAGCGGUUUGCUCUACGGGCGCUUUCCACCGGCGGUGCUGUGUCCCUGCGCCAACUGGCCAGCGAGGGGGUCAGGCUCCGCGCUGCGCCUUCGCCAGCGCUCAUUUCCCGAGAACAGCAUCAGACGGCAGGAGACCGGGGAUUUGUGCAGUGCCUCAGGUUCAAAACCCAGGCCCGGGGCCCGGGUAGGGGGCACAGGAAUGGGGGACGUUAUGAUCACUGAGGGAGGGGCGGCUAGGUGGCUCAGUGGGUAGAAUCCCGGCCCUGGAUUUAAGAGGACCUGAUUUCACUCAGAACUAGCUGUGUUACCCCCGGCAAAGUCACUUAACCCCAUUGCCUCAAAAGAAAAAUCCGGGUGGUCCAGUUGGGCAAUUCGCCGCAGGUCCUUGAACCUCAGUAUCUCCACAGCUGUAAAAUGGGACUAAAAACAGGGUAGUGUGAUAGAAAUUUGAGAGGCACCUGCAAUCGGGAAAUCUUGGUUCAAAUCCUGCCUUUGUCGUUGUCUACCAAAAUCACUUUGGAGAAAUUAUCCAAUCUGGGAAAUGGGGAUAAUACACCAAAUCGUUGGCGUGUGAUGCAAAGGAAAAUGGACCUGGAGUCUGCAGCCUUCGUGAUGACUGUGGAACACUGCACAAGUCACUUACCCAACCGGAUCACAAUUUCCUCCUGUAAAAUGGAGCUCAUACUUGAAGUAUUUAGCUCGCAAGAUUGUUGUGAGCAACGUGUUCUGUCCAUGAAAUGGUUUUGCAAAUGUGAAUGUCAUUAUCCUGCCCACCUCCUAAGGUUGCACAUGGCGAAAGGGCCUUGACUUUUGCAGAAUGCUUCCUAAAUAUGAUACUUUGUGAAGAGUAGAUUGUGAAACCUCUGUGAGGUAUAAUUCUGUCAAUGAGAUACAGAUGUUAUUUUUUUAAGUGAUUUUCCUUCCCCUUCUUUUCCCUGAUAAUUUAUCGUUAUUUAUAAACCUCUUACAAACGAUGGUGUCUUGUAACUCACUCCUUGCACACUCACUCCGGGCCUACAGGAUGGCAG
Molecule: messenger RNA, 1655 nt
Organism: Sarcophilus harrisii (Tasmanian devil)
Lineage: Eukaryota; Metazoa; Chordata; Mammalia; Dasyuromorphia; Dasyuridae
Product: interferon lambda-4-like
Exons: 3
Coding region: 8-616 (202 amino acids)
Biological process (GO): defense response to virus; innate immune response; cell surface receptor signaling pathway via JAK-STAT
Molecular function (GO): cytokine activity
Source: RefSeq, a predicted model, not a curated record